UGCAACACUGAAAAACUUCACAGCAAGUGUCUGCUACGCGAAAUUAAAUUUAGUUAUACACACAUAGCCUCUAACUUCUGUUGUGUAACAGUAAUUUAGCGUUUGUACAGCAGAAGAUAUUUCACUGGGCUAUUGCAUGGGUUCAACAGUAUCAAAAAGGACUGGAAGUUGGUUUGGAUACUUUCUGAUUGGUUAUAUGCAUUCGUACCAUCCUAAAGGAUACUAAACUUCAGUUCUUCAUUUAAUCUUUACUAUCUUGCCAUAAAACCUCCUGGUCCCAACAUCUGCUGAGAUGUAUGAACAACAACACUGCAGCACUUGUCAGCAUCUUCUCUCAAGCGGAUAUUUCUCUCCAAAUGCACCAUGGAAGUUGUAGGUAUAUGUCCAACAUUGGACGCUCCAUCAGAAGAGUACAGGUCUAAGACCAUUAAAGACAUUGACACAUGGACGGCCAUGGAGCAGCACGCUGGACCUGUUGGGAAGAAAUGGCUGCUGGUCGAUGUUAUUCUCAUUGGAGGAGCUCCAUGGGGAUUUACUCUGAGAGGAGGUCUGGAACACCAAGAACCACUGAUUAUUACAAAGGUGGAGGAGGGAAGUCGAGCGGCAUCAGCCCAGCUGCAGGUCGGUGAUGAAAUUGUCAGUAUUAAUGCAAUUCCUCUGAGCGGCUACAGACAGGAGGCAAUCUGCCUAGUGAAGAGCUCCUUCAAAACUCUGGCAUUGGGGUUAAAACGGAAGAAUGAACCUUUAUGCAGACCUCAGUCUUGGCAUUCUUCCAACAUCGCUGAGAAUUCCUCAGAAGUUCAUGAGAUUGAAGAUAAUACUGGGCUUGAACCUGUGUGGCAGACAAAGUGUGAUGCAGAUUCAUCAUCAAAUGACUUCAUUGUUUGUUGGAGCCAGACAAAUUUGCAGCGUGUGUCAUGCCAGUUCAGCUCAGUGGGCAACAUGGAACUUCUAGAGCACUCCUCUAACUCACAUCAUAGUGGAGCAGAAAAUCUAGCAACCACAAGUGUUGGUGAUAAUCAUAACUCUGGAUUUAGGGGAUUUUCUUCUUGUACCCCUGAACAGUGUUUGUCAGAAAGUGCUUCCACAACAGAGUCCACGUUUUACCAGGGCAGCCAAAGGGAACACCACAAGUACCUACAGAUUCCUGUGAGUAAUAAAGGUUGUAUCAGCCCUAAGAUCGAAGACAAGACUGGCUCCAGAUUCUUCUCCUCUGGGAGGUUAAAUAUUAACCCUGUGUGGCAUGUUCCAGAGACAUCUUCAGUGGCUUACUCAUCACCCACCCCGGCUCCACCUUUACACAAUGACAGUUUCAUGACAACUAAAGUUCAUGAGACGGGACUAGGCAUCCCAUACUCACAUGGACAACCUACACAUUCCCAUCAGAAAUCCUAUAGUAGAGUUACAGGCAGGCAGGCUGAUGAUUACAAUUUUAGUCAACAAGGACUCCAAUCACAACACAGCUACAACUCAACAUUUAAGAAAGAUUUUCUUCAGGUAUACCCAUCAGCUGCGGACUACUGCUCAAAUGAGCUGAAUACCACAAAGCUUUAUUCCUUAUCUAGUACUGACGUAAGACAAGGUCAGAACCCUUUUUCUUGUCAGCCUCAACACCAACGGCAGCGUAGUGAUGAGAGUCCAUUUUACCCUUAUCCCAAGAGCAGGUUUGCACCCAAAAUGCAGAGUGAGGGCAUCUACUACCACAGCCUGCAAAAUCUUCCCACUAAUAAGGGUUUCCAGAAGCAAACUGGAAGUACAACUGGGUUUAUGUCUAGCACAAAUAUUGACAACAGCUCUUAUGGAAUGGCUAAUUAUCGGUACUAUUGCAUUACUUCUGAAGAGCCCACACAGGAGUUCUCAGAUGGAGUUGAAGAGCAUAAAUCUAGGCCAGAAUCAAAUCCAACCCACAGUAGCAGUGACAGGAACCCCGUAAACCAUCAAAGAACCAUAAAAUUAAAGUACCCUCUAACUUCUUUGCAGGCAUCUGAGAACAAAAGCUAUAAACAUACAGUCGGUCCUCCGAAAUUAGAAGCUUCAGGUCCAGCAACAGUGAAGACUAACUCUGUGAAAAAAGAGAAGGAAAAUAAAUGGUGGAAGGAUGGAUCAAUUUCUGAGAACCAACACAACAACAACAUAGUGAAUCAACAGGCAGAACAGAGAUAUUUUACCAGAGAAAAUAAAGAUACCCAAAAUGGCCCUUGGAUAUCCAAGAAUGGACAUAAAAUCUGCCCUCAGAAGACCCCAUUGUUACAUUCUUUAGCUCAGGAGAACAGGGUUCUGGUUGAGAGUACCACGAUCAAAACAAAAGGGUGCUUAAUACAAGAAAAACCCGACCCCAUUAGUGGUAAGCAAGGAAGACGAAGUGACCGUUAUGCCACUAUUUUGCUCAAUGAGAUUCAAGAAAAGAGAGCCCAGCUGCAAAAGAGUCGGAGUGCAGCUACCUUAAAUUAUCCAGGUGAAUUUGAGGAGGAACUAGGGGUCUGGAAGUCCACAGAGACAUCAACAUCCUCUUCAGAUGGAUCUUUUACAAGCACCUACAAGGACCACCUGAAAGAGGCACAAGCCAGGGUUCUACAGGCCACAUCCUUUAAAAGGAGAGAUCUGGAGCUUUCUGGGAAUGAAACAUUUCAUGGUCAUUUAGCCACAAAAUCUACCAAUGGAAAUGUCUCCCGCAUUGGAAGUCGAAAACGUUUCUCCCUGGACAAAAGGGUCCAUUCUUUCUCAGAGCCUGACAAGAUCAAUGAAGUAGGUGUAGGAGACAAAACCUCAGAACAAGCAACUCUUGGAUCAUUCGUAGAUACAUUUAGGUUCUUUCAAGGAGCUUCUAGACCAACAUUUUCCAAACCCAUCCCAAAGAAUUCCCAAUUCAACCCCAGUGAAAGCAUCACUGGAGGAGAAAACAGGUUUUCUUUGCUUGUGGAUGAAACUGAGAUAAAGUCUGCAAAGAAACAGCUGUUCAGUUCAAACAAAUGUUACACCACGCCUGAAGAGCAGCAGCGACUGGGCACUUUUGCAGAAUAUGAGGCAACAUGGAACUUGCAAAAGAAGACAACAGGGGGAAGAACAUCCAGCAGAUAUCACUCUGCAGAGAACAUUUUGGAUUCAGGGAUAGAAGAAGGCAGCAGCACAGUCUGUAUUCAUGAAAGGUCCAGGUCCUCUCCUUCAGCAGACUUUCAUGGGGAAAAAAUCAGUCUGUCAGCAGAGAAGCCUUUGGUAGCAACUCAUUCAGAAAACAUCCUAGACCCAGAGACAAUUUAUAGUGACAGUAACCUGAUGGAGAACGCAACAGAGCCCAUCUCUGCUGUUAAAAACAUUCCUAUGAGGAUUGUCCAUGCAGAAGGCAUCUCUGAUGCAGAAAAUAAGAAUUAUCUGCUUCCCAAUGAGUCACCUGGUGGCACUGAUAAAGGUUUUACACACCAACUAAACGUACCCUGCUCUCCAGAGCAGCCUCCUUCCCUUUUCCAGGCCAUGCAAUUCAGUUUUUCUGAGGUCCAGAAGAUGGACAGCACAGAGACAGUGAAGCUGGGUGCAACUGCUAUUGGACUAUCUGAGGAGGAUGAGAAGACAGAAGAGUUAGCCAGAGAUAUUAUGGGAAUGGAUAAGAGUCUGGUAGACAUUUUGGAUCAGAGCAAGAUGAAGACCACUAUGGACCUAAUGGAAGGAAUCUACCCUCAAGGAGAACAGAUUCUAGAGGGCCUACAGCAGAGGAGAAAAUCAGCUUCAAAACAGUCUCCUAAAACCCCACCAGAGAAAGCCGAUGACAAAAUGGCGGCGUCCGCCUCCCUAGCAACGAGCUCUUCAUACUACAAUACGUCAGCUCCUAAAGCCGAGCUCCUGAUUAAGAUGAAAGACAUGCAAGAACAGAUGAAGGAGCAGGGCUCUGAAGAUGAACUUGAAUAUGAUCUGGCUAGUAAAAAGGAGCUGAUUGACAGCCUGAGCAGGAAACUUCAGGUACUACGUGAGGCCAGAAAAAGUCUUCUGGAGGACAUGCAGGACAACAACACCCUGGGUGAAGAAGUGGAGGCCACAGUGCAGGCCAUUUGCAAGCCUAAUGAGUUGGACAAGUUCUGCAUGUUUGUCGGAGACCUGGACAAGGUGGUCAGCCUACUGCUCUCACUGUCGGGGAGACUGGCACGUGUGGAAAAUGCUCUUAAUAACCUGGAGGAUGGUGUUUCAGCUAAUGAGAAGCAUACACUAACAGAAAAACGAAAGCUCCUGAUUCGCCAGCAUGAAGACGCCAAGGAGUUGAAGGAAAACCUGGACCGAAGGGAGCGCCUGGUCUACGAUAUCUUGGCCAGCUACCUGAGCGAGGAACACCUUGCUGACUACCAGCACUUUGUGAAGAUGAAGUCGGCACUCAUCAUUGAGCAAAGAAAACUUGAGGACCGGAUAAAAUUGGGAGAGGAGCAGCUAAAGUGUUUGAAGGACAGCCUGCCUCUGGAGCAGAGACUGGGCUACUAAACUUAAUUCAACUUCAUUUAUUUUGAAAGGUGACAGAUUGGCAUCUUGACUGUUCUAUAAAUAUGCAAGUAAUCUGUGAGGAAUUUACUCAGUAUUUAUAUUGAGUAAUAUAUAUAUAUAUAUAUAUAUAUAUAUAUAUAUAUAUAUAUAUAUAUAUAUAUAGAAAAAUAUAUAUGUGUGUGUGUGUGUGUGAUGCAUUAUAGUUUAUUGUUCUGGAUUGCUGUGUCUUUGCAUCUUUUGAGAGGCAUAGUGUCAGUGUCAACAAUUAUAGAGAUCUUUUUACUGCAUUUAUAACGUGUGAAUUUCCCUGUUAGAAAAGAAAAGAAAGGACAAGAAGUCAAGAAGCUGAUGCUGAGGUCUGAGCUAAGAUGCUGAAUUCUGUCAAAUAUAGGAAUUGAAAACUACAGCUGUAACACUCUCAUAAUACAAUUCUGAGGAUUGGAGGGGUUUGAGAGAAAGAAAGCCGGAGUUUUAUCCAAUAUUAAAGCCAUGUAAUAAUAGAUCAUUCCCGUUAGCUGUGGCUUUACUACAGUUAGAAAUUCCUUUACAAAAUCCUGUAAAUUCUCUUCAACUGUUUAUUCUUUCAUAUUCAGCAAGUGUUUUAUUUUGGUCAGUCAUGAUGGACACGGAGUCUAUCUCAGGAAUGCUGGCUAUGAAGCUGGAAUACUUCUUGGAUAAGAUGCCUAUCCCAUUCCUACAACAAAUUCAAAUUCAAAUUUUAUUUGUCACAUGCAGAGUAUGACAUGCAGUGAAAUGCUUUAGGGUUUUGCAUAUCCCAGGUUAUUAUGAGCCUGGGGUCAGAGCACAGGGUCAGCCAUAGUGCGGCACCCCUGGAGCAGGUGAGGUUAAGGGCCUUGCUCAAAACCACCACGUCCUCAAACAUCACGUCCUCAACAUACCUCAGAAAUGUUUUUGCGCCUGUAACUACAAUAACUUUAUGCAAAUGUCCACUAUAAGUUAGUUUAAAAGGUUUUUUCUUACCACAGAGAAAAUUGGUGAAACUGUUCAUGGAAAUGGACACAUAUUGUACAAUACAGAUGUAGUAGAUACCUGUAGAAACAAAAAUGAAACCUCCUGACUGAGAGUGUGCAUGAUUUGUUAUUUAACCUCUUCCAUCUUGAUAUAUCCUUGACAUACUUUAGCUGGUACAUUUCUAAGCUGUGAGCUUUUAUUUUUUACUUUAUUUAAUUUAUUUUUAGAGAAUGACCUGAAUGAAGUGGAUAAACUUCAUUUUAAUGAUAUUGAUAUAUAUUGUACAUUAAUAAUAUAAUAAUGAUGUUUAUAAAUUAGUAAGUAUUAUAUUACAGCAUGUAAACCGUUGAAGGUGAAGUAUAUUUAUAUGCAUAUUUAUGUAGCUAUAUACAUUUUUGCACUGGACUGCUGCCAGAUAAUUGGCUGAUUGUAUGCUGUAAAUUCUAUGAAUGAGCUGAGAUGCUGGCCAAUAUUAAAUUGGCCAGUAGAUGUAUAUCUUACAUCUAUGUAGAAUAUAUUAAGUUUGAAGUAGGUCAUGGCCUAUUUUAAGUAUGACGCAACCUUGUUUUUUCCUAACAGUUGACUCCAAAAUUUCCUAAAAACUUCCCGGAGCUCUGCAUAUGACAGAGUCUUAAAGGGACAAGCUUCAGUCAAGUCACUGUGCAACCACAACAGAGAUAGCACUUUAUUUAAGAUCCUAACACCCAGAUGAUGUACUCCACCAUCAACAUAAAACUCUGAACACGCCAAGCAUGAACUUGUGUAUUUCAAAUUUCAGCAUUAAAUGGGUGAUGAAGUAUAAUCUCAGCUUCUUUUGGUAUUUUUUAAUUAGCACUUACAAAAAUGGUCUUGUCUGUUUGCUGUUCGUACUAAAUUACAACCUCGGAAGAGUUUUCGGAUUGACAGUAUUCUCAGUAUUCUGUAUUCUUAGUCUGUGUUCUAGUAAACUAGUAGCAGAACGCAUUUAUUGACAGACUUUGAAGUACUCUUGUAAGUCACUCAAACUAUAAAUGAAUUUUGUGUACAUUUACAUUAUGUUGACUUCCUAAAAAUGCCACACCUUUGAAACAAAUAAACUUUGUGUGACUUAUCUAA
Messenger RNA from Tachysurus fulvidraco (yellow catfish), 6528 nucleotides. RefSeq names its product shroom family member 2b (gene shroom2b). Bases 364 to 4461 code for a protein of 1365 amino acids. NCBI's taxonomy places the organism in Eukaryota, Metazoa, Chordata, Actinopteri, Siluriformes, Bagridae. Gene Ontology annotation, biological process: actin filament organization. The transcript has 9 exons. Gene Ontology annotation, molecular function: actin filament binding. The record is from RefSeq and is a predicted model, not a curated record. Gene Ontology annotation, cellular component: apical junction complex; adherens junction; cortical actin cytoskeleton.